Molecule: messenger RNA, 498 nt
Organism: Oppiella nova
Lineage: Eukaryota; Metazoa; Arthropoda; Arachnida; Sarcoptiformes; Oppiidae
Source: the annotation of a GenBank genome assembly
AUGAUUCAGAACUAUAUGUACGACGAGUCCAGAGACGACCUCUUCCUCAUGAGUCCGCAUCCAAACGCAUCACACAAUCACUGGUGGAACCAAAGCGAACCCAUUUGGAUAUCAGCUGAGAAACUGGGAAUCAAGACAGCCAUGUAUUUGUGGGACGGGUGCCAAGUGAGGAUUGCGGGCAUAAAGCCCUUCAUUUGUCACAAAUACAAAGCUCUGUAUAAUUCAGACGAUGCUAACAAUGAAACGCGAGUUUAUAUUAAAAAUAUUUUGGAUGACUUUUCUAAUGAUAAAUAUAGACUCGCUUUACUCUAUUAUGAGUUAGUGGAUCAUACAGGGCACGCAUACGGUCCCCGGUCGGGCAAAACCAAGAAAGCCAUUCGAGACAUCGAUCACAUCAUUGAAGACUUGUAUAUUUGGAUCGAGGCCUACAAACUGGAGCACAAAUUGAAUGUAGUGAUCGUCUCAGACCACGGAAUGAUCUCAAAAGCAAACUCCAAA